Messenger RNA from Trypanosoma rangeli, 4962 nucleotides. Its product is annotated as HIV-1 Vpr-binding protein. Gene Ontology annotation, molecular function: protein binding. Bases 1 to 4962 code for a protein of 1653 amino acids. Gene Ontology annotation, biological process: protein ubiquitination. Gene Ontology annotation, cellular component: Cul4-RING E3 ubiquitin ligase complex; nucleus. The record is from RefSeq and is a predicted model, not a curated record. The transcript has a single exon. Lineage: Eukaryota; Euglenozoa; Kinetoplastea; Trypanosomatida; Trypanosomatidae.
AUGCGUCGAACUCGGUUGGAGAUAAACGAUGAGGAUGUUGACCUAUCACUGAUAGAUGCUAACAGCAACAAUGGGGCCUCCGGUUCCUCGUAUGACAGUGAUCAGCAUGAUACGGAGGGUUUCUCAUAUGAUGAGGAGGAUAUGAUAAUGGCAAGUCCAUCUAUUAAUCUUGUCAAAGAGCUCAUGAAACGCAUGUUGAGGGUACAAAAACAAAUGAAAGCGGUGACACAAAACAUGCAGAGUUUUUUGAAUGACAACACUUUAGACUUACCGUCAUUAGGUUCAAUUCAUGAAAAUAACAUUGAUGACUCAAUUUCACUGCUUCGACAAUAUGACGAACUUCACCUUUUUCUCUGGGGGCGUAUGGCCAAAUUGCUUCAUGACGAGCACCAGCAUUGCGCUGAUGUGUACACGGAUACAUUGAAUUUGCAUGAUCGACUGCCAUUUGAGUCUCUUACUCAUACAAUCCAUCAUAACACUGCUUUUUGUGAUUAUAUGGGGGAGUUGAUAAAUACUAACAUGGAACUUGCAGACGCCUUUCCGGAUAGUGAAAACGAACUUCUGAGGCAGGUUAUGACUCAGCACAUGAAGACUCUGGAAAAGUCCCAGAUUCUUGCCAAUUAUUCUGCUUUGUUGGUUGUGGAAGGUUCGCGUGAGAGUUUUUUGGACCCUUUGUCCAUGUAUGACCUUUGUAAGGUUAUUGUUGAGGAGGAAAAUAGGCGGAAACGUCUCCUAGCGCUAUCAUUAUCGUUUAGCAUGCUCGAACAAGAUGACCAAGCCAUAGUUGAAGCUCUUAGUCAGCAGCUGCCUCAGCUUUUGUUGCAACGGAGCAGGCAUCUUGUUCAUCGAAUUUUUGGUCAUCCCGAGAAACAAAACUUAAUGACUCCUCGAGAGGGCAGGGGUUCACCAUUUAGGUACUACUCAGCCGUAAUCCACAGUAAUCCUAGUUCACCUCUUAGCUCAAGAAGGGCGUCACCAGAGAUUGUGGAUAGGAAUGCAAGUACUGCUACAGGAGUGAGACCAUUUUCAAGUUCAGGAUCAGGUCAAAAUCGUAAAGAUAGCCCACCUUUACACACACCAAAUUUACAGGGGGACAUUUCUUCCGAAGCACAAAUAAGCGGAUCGAAAAUAAGUAAUAUGGGUGUAGAAAAUCAUUCAUUUUCGAAAAUAAAAAAUAAGCUUGAGAAUCAUGAAAGUGAGUUGACAGAGGCUCCAGCAAAAAGGAGGAGAUUAGAACGAAUAAGUCGAGAGACAGACUACCAGGAAGAAAUUGAAAAUUGGCAACCUCAAAAAGGGGAGAAAGUGGGUCGAGGUCCCGCAUGGGGUUUUGAAAAUCAGGCUGAGGAUUGUGAUAUUGGUGAAGUACUGGGCGUAACAACCACGGAUGAAGUAUUAGUAAAAUGGCUAAGAAAUGUGGAUGCUGUCGCGGAUAACGAUGCUCAGCCUCGUGUUUUCCGUUACAGGUACAAAAAGCCUCAUGAGGAAGUUGUUUUUUGGCAACGUUUUUUAAGUACUAAGACCAUGGAUGCAGAGAGUAUUGAUUUUAGGUUGGAAGAAUUUAUGUUAAAUUGCGCCGUUAUAGGAGCUAUUUGUCAUCAACGAGAGUCUAUACUUCCAGCUCUUCAGUUUCAGGCGAUUGAGUCCAUGAUUCAUGUCUUGGAUAGUGUUGAUUUGGCGGGUGCUGCAACUAGGGCGAUAACUGUGGAAAAAAAUACAGAGGCCCGAGAAAGGGCCCUGUUGGGUUCGGAAGAAGAAGAUGGAGCUGUAGAUGAAGAUGCAUUGGAAAUUCGUUUGAAAUGGGAUACAAUACUUCAUAAGACGAAGGAACAUUAUCGUCGGACGAGGGAAAUUGUGGCAAGGGCAGGCUGGGUGUUGAAUGCCCUGCUUUCCCAUAGGAAAUUGGCCUUAGUUUUUCUUGAAUUGGGCGGAUUGAAACGAAUAAUGACGUUGAUUGAUGCAAAUUUAGAAGUUUCAACCACUUAUGGAUGUUGUAUUGUGAUGUCUCAACUUGCAAGAAGUUCCGUGUUUGAAAAACUUUUUCGAAACCAUGGAGAAUAUUUUGAGCCAGUGAUGAAUUUUAUUUUACAUCAUUGGAAAAAUGCUUCUAGUCAAGAUGUACAAAGUAGUGCUGGUGGCUUUCUCUUUCAGGCGCUUAGUUUUCCUUGUGUUAUUUCAUUUUUUGACGCCCAUGGGGGUCCACAGUCAACUAUGGGCACAAUCGAACGACUGCUAAAUAGUUCAGAGGAACAAUUUGAUGUUUUUUAUCCAGGUUUGACUCUUGCAGCGCUAAAGUGUUUUUACGUCUAUUUGGUCUCUCAUUUGAUGCUUUGCACAAGAGUUCUAUUUCGAAAACAUCAGUUCUUAUCAGCUCUAGUAACGAAUUCUUCUCAGGGGACUUCGUUACCUCGGGAACCAGCAAUAGUUGAAUGGAUAUUGAGUUUUCUUACUUUUACUUCCGCGUCUAUCCCUGACGUAUCGAUGGAGACUGUUCAUAGCCUAUUGACUCGAGAGAGGCUGCUGGUUUUCCGAUUUUUAAUUGAAAACAAUUUUCACCAACUUUUACUUCGAUGCACCCAAUUUUACUUUACUCAGGGUCGUUGGGAGUUGCUUGCAGCUUCCUUGAACGUUCUGUGUGUUUUGUCAGUGGUUCCUUUUGUUCGUCCCUUAAUCGCGGAUGCACGGUAUCCGGACUCUGGAAUUGUGCAUUUGAUUAUGAUUGUGAAUGAUUUAGCUGCGGCUUCUCGUAACGGGAAUACGUCUCGUGAGUCACACUUAAUUCCAUGUGUGGCUACCGCGUUGCAGAUCUUGUUGCAUUUAACAGUGCCUCCCAUUGAUAAAAAUGAUGAGGCAUCUGCAGCUGCAUUUAAUCAAGUUUGUAGCAUAAUCAGAGCUAAUGAUGGUGUUCGCACUUUGUUGGAAGUUUUGAAGAUUAGAAAAGAUGCAGCAAUGUCAGCCAAGCUUCAUAUUUUUCCAGUAAUCGCCCGGGCCCUCCAGCUGAUGGUAACUCUUCGUCGUUAUGCUGACACAGAUCUUCUUUUUGAUGCUCUAGGGGUGAGUUUGGUGGCUAGAGAAUUGUUGAAACAAUACGAGGAUGUUCAAAAAGAAUUUCUUUUUAUGAUGAAGUCGCGUCAUAUCAAAAGUGAUGUGCAUGCAACAGGUCGUUUUAUGGAAAACGUUAAAUGCUUUAUUCUUGACAAAACAAAUCAAGCAACCUUAACGGUUUCCGUCGAUUCCCUGGAGUUGGAACGACGACAAGCCAUUAUUGCUCAUUCUCACAUCAGUUAUUCACGGGAAUCGUUAUUGGAACUAAUUUCCCGUUAUUUAGAAUCUGAGGGAUUGCAAAAUUCAGCUUCAGUUUUGCGUCGUGACGCUCAUCUUUCCUUAGAUGCUUCGCACCUGCAACAAUCGUUGCACGCAAUUACAGAUAUGACAGCGCUGUCGACAAUUGGUGCACCCAGUCUGGACAGCAUCAUACGCUCGUAUUUGAGACAGCAACAUGAAAAUUGUACUAACCCUAUUUCUACCCUUCCUCAAUUUGACUUGCGGAAAAAUCAUGUGUAUUACCCGUUGGCUGCUGUUGACUACACACGAAAUGCGUUUAACCGUGGGUUAGCUAAAAAAAUGGGUAGUGACUUUUCCUUACGAAUGAGAAAUAAUGAAAAUCAUUUUGUCUAUCGGUACCCAGGACAUUUGUUUGAUAUCUCGUGUAAUGAUGAUGAAAUGCAAGCAGAGUCGAUCGCAUUCUGUGAUGACGGGGACACAUUAAUUGUGGGAACAUCAGAAGGAGCUAUAGCCCUUUUUGAUACCUUUCCAGAUGAUUCUACUGGGGAAAAGCUACUAGAACAACAUAUUAUCUUUGACAACGAUAGUGUAAAUGGCGUUUUUGUAUCUGAUAAUGGGGAGAUGCUUGCGGUAUUGAGUAGCGGAGAUAGAGUAGCUGUUAUGAGGCGUGAUGCACUUCCACUUGUCAAAUACUCUGUGGAAGAUAGCCGUGCUGCACGGUUUUCUAAUUCCAAUGCUCUUCUAUUAACAACAUGUCAUGAACAUCACACCUCCCGUCUUUAUGAUAUCUCGGCUCAACAGGAGGUGCGCCAUUUCAGUGACCCAUCAUGGGUUGGAGAAAACUGGGACAAUGUGGCCACCUUUGAUGCCUAUUCACAGCUUAUUCUUAGUGACGCCGUUCUGUGGGAUAUUCGUUGUGGUGAUAAGCCUAUCUACCGUUUUGACAGGUUUACGGAAUCCUUUUGCAAUGCCUUUCAUCCUUCCAAUCUGCUCGUACUUAUUGAUGAGAAAGUAUGGGAUUUACGGACGUUAACAAUGCUACAAACGGUGUCUGACUUUAAAAAGACCAGCACUUUUCAUAUUAACCCAUUUGGUGAGGUGAUUUACAGUUUUCGCAGUGAUUCACUUAAUGAAAACCCUGACUGCCCAGUUCUCUCUGUUGUGGAAAGCCAUACCCUUGAGACGAUUUUUUCCACGGAGCUUCGUCCACCUUUCAGAGAGUUCACCAUUGACCCUUCGGGUAGGUACUGCGCUGCCAUUAUUGCUCCAGAGGUGGAAGCCGUGGUGCGGGUGUUUUCAGCCUCGUCUGGGCCACUUCCUGGGCAACAGAGCUUUUCCUUCCCACGGGGUAGUGGUGCUAAUGUGAGCGAGGAAGAUAUGGGGGAGGACGAGGACGUUGACCAAGACGAGUUGGAUCAAGACAGUUUUUGGUCUUCCACUGACGGGGAUGAAACAGACGAGGAUAGUGAUGAGGAUAGCAGUAGCGUUGCGCUGGAGGGACAAAGAAGCGAUUCAAACGACGUGAGGACAAUGAGUGGUACAACUUCCGACGACACACGCGCUUAUGUCGAGAAUGGCACAUCGCUGGCCACAGAGGAUGACAUGAUUGAUGGUGAAGAGUCCGAGGAGGCAACGGAAGGGACGGAGGAGAGUUUUGAAAGAUCGAUAAGUUCCACGUAA